Molecule: messenger RNA, 558 nt
Organism: Marasmius oreades (fairy-ring Marasmius)
Lineage: Eukaryota; Fungi; Basidiomycota; Agaricomycetes; Agaricales; Marasmiaceae
Exons: 5
Coding region: 1-558 (185 amino acids)
Biological process (GO): RNA processing
Cellular component (GO): nuclear exosome (RNase complex); cytoplasm
Molecular function (GO): RNA binding
Source: RefSeq, a predicted model, not a curated record
AUGAUGUCGGACACUCUACUUCCUGGUCAACCCAUUCCUCUGCCCAAAGGUCCCACACCUAAACUUGGAACUGGAAUAUAUACGAAGGAUUCGCAAGCAAGGGCAAGUCUGGUGGGUAUUACGACCUACCAAGGAUCUACGCUGACUAUUUCGCGUGUACGACCUCACCCACCCUCUCCCAACUCUAUUGUGCUCGGCUCGAUCACACGAUUAUCCCCAUCGCAAGCACUGCUGUCAAUAUCAGUUGUCGAUGGAGUUCCAUUACCACCCGGAGAAGAAUUCACUGGCGUUAUUCGUUCGCAAGAUGUCAGAGCGACAGAAAAAGACAAAGUCAAAAUUGGAGCUUGCUUCAGGGGAGGAGAUGUAGUCCGUGGUCUUGUUAUUUCUCUGGGAGAUGCACGAAGUUACUUCGUUACGACGGCACGAAACGACCUUGGAGUGAUUUUUGCGACAAGUGAAGCUGGUGCAACGAUGGAACCAGUUUCAUGGCAGGAAAUGCGGUGUCCCAAGACCGGUAAUAUCGAGAAACGCAAAUGUGCUAAACCUGAAGGUCUAUGA